Molecule: messenger RNA, 2240 nt
Organism: Scaptodrosophila lebanonensis
Lineage: Eukaryota; Metazoa; Arthropoda; Insecta; Diptera; Drosophilidae
Gene: ArgRS
Product: probable arginine--tRNA ligase, cytoplasmic
Exons: 5
Coding region: 44-2068 (674 amino acids)
Biological process (GO): arginyl-tRNA aminoacylation
Cellular component (GO): cytoplasm
Molecular function (GO): arginine-tRNA ligase activity; ATP binding
Source: RefSeq, a predicted model, not a curated record
AAAAUACUCCAUGUGGCAGAAGGUUUUUGAUUCAAGCUGAGAGAUGUCUGGGUCCGCAUUUAAUGCAGAGUUAUUAAAACUCAGGGAAUUAGAGCGUGUAACAGGGGAACUGAAUGCUCAAAUUCAAAGCACAAGGAAAGUAGAUAACGCUCUUUUAGAGAAUUUAAGUGACGACGAGCUGACCAAAUUACAAAUCGAAAACACGAAACUGAAACACCGGCUAGCAAUACUAAAGCAGUCAAUUGGUGAGGAAACGAAAGGAACUGGUGACGAUGUUGCAGUCAACUCUGAUGAAAUAAUUUCCAUAACGGAGCAUUUGGAAAAACUCUUCGCAAUAGCUAUUGCGAAGGCAUAUCCACAAUACAGUGAUACCGCCGCUGUUGUUGCACCUGUGGGCAAUGCAUCUGCAAAAUUCGGAGACUACCAGUGUAAUAAUGCCAUGGGCCUGGCAAAGAAGUUUAAAGAGGCCGGCAUUAACAAACCGCCACGUGAGAUUGCCACUGAGAUACAAAAACACUGUCCAUCAUCUCCACUCAUUGACAAACUUGAGGUGGCCGGUGCUGGCUUUGUAAAUGUUUUCCUUAACAAAGAUUAUGCUGUUGGUGCUUUGAGUAAUCUGUUGCGGAAAGGCGUCAAACCACCAAGGGUGCCUAAGAAACGGAUCCUAAUUGACUUCUCCUCCCCAAAUAUUGCCAAGCAGAUGCACGUUGGCCAUUUAAGAUCGACUAUAAUUGGCGAAUCCAUUAGUAGACUGUUGGAAUUUUUAGAGCACGAUGUGCUUCGUAUUAACCAUUUGGGUGAUUGGGGCACGCAGUUUGGCAUGUUGAUUGCCCAUUUAGAAGACUGUUUUCCGAACUUUCUCAACGAGAGCCCUCCAAUCGGAGACCUACAGGCCUUCUACAAAGAGUCCAAGAAACGCUUCGAUGAAGACGAGGAGUUUAAAAAGCGCGCCUACAACCGUGUUGUCACCUUGCAAAGCGGCGAACCCAACUCAAUCAAGGCUUGGCAACAAAUUUGUGAUGUCUCACGCAUAGAAUUCCAAUCGAUCUACGAUCGUUUGGAUGUAAAAAUCACUGAACGUGGCGAAUCGUUCUAUCAGUCGCGUAUGUUAUCGGUGGUGGAAUUUCUACGCAAUAACAACUUACUAGAACUGGACGAGGGUCGCGAAAUUAUGUGGCCAGACGAUACUAAAACAGGCAUACCGCUUACUAUUGUAAAGUCUGAUGGAGGAUUUACGUAUGACACCUCCGAUAUGGCAGCCAUUCGUCACCGCAUUGAAGAAGAAAAGGUUGACUGGAUUAUAUAUGUUGUAGAUUCUGGCCAGAGUACGCAUUUUAAAGCAAUAUUUAAAGCUGCGAAACGUAGUGGUAUUCUGGAUCCGGAUUCUCAUCGUGUUGAUCACGUUAAUUUCGGAUUGGUUCUUGGUGAAGAUGGUAAGAAGUUUAAAACUCGCUCUGGCGAUACCGUAAAACUCUCCGAUUUGCUUGAUGAGGGCCUAAAACGCUCAAUGGACCAGUUGCGCGAACGAGGCCGCGACCAAGUUCUAUCACCAGAGGAACUGCGUGCUGCCCAGGAAUCGGUAGCAUAUGGAUGCAUCAAAUACACGGACUUGUGCCACAAUCGUAUUAGCGAUUAUGUUUUCUCGUUUGACAAAAUGCUCGAAGAUCGCGGUAACACUGCGGUCUAUCUUUUAUAUGCAUAUACCCGCAUUUGUUCGAUUGCCCGAAACUCUGGCGCGGACUUCAGUGAUUUAAACAAAGUGCUGGACACAUUUAAUAUUACCCUGGAACACGAGAAGGAGUGGAAAUUGGCGAAAACUCUGCUUAAGUUAAACGACAUACUCAUAAAAUGCGCAAAGGACCUGCUUUUGCAUUUCCUGUGUGAGUUCUGCUAUGAGGUCUGCACAGUUUUCACCGAAUUCUACGACAACUGCUACUGCAUCGAAAAGGACAAGUCCGGCAAAAUCCUCAAAGUUAAUCACAGCCGAAUUCUGAUGUGUGAAGCAACAGCUGCCGUAUUGAGGCAGUGCUUCGCCAUAUUGGGCCUUAAACCUGUUAACAAAAUCUGAAUACCCAACACCUCACCAUUCUCUACUCUAAUUUGGUUAAUACAAAUCAGUAUACAACAAACCUAUCAAAAAUAAUUGAUCCUACACUUAUGUAUAUACGAAUAUUUAUGUGAGCCGAGAAAACCUUUUUUCUUUUUUGAUUUUAUUAAAACUUUUCAAAAAGUAACGAAAA